UGUUCUGACGAUCGCACCCCUCCCUCCGCCGCACUCGCCCUUGCAAGCAGGCUCCUCCCGCCCCCCGCAUUGCUGAUGCUGCUGCUGGCCGACAUGGACGUGGUGAAUCAGCUGGUGGCUGGGGGUCAGUUCCGGGUGGUCAAGGAGCCCCUCGGCUUUUUGAAGGUGCUGCAAUGGGUCUUUGCCAUCUUCGCCUUUGCCACAUGUGGCAGUUACAGUGGGGAGCUUCAGCUGAGCGUGGAUUGUGCCAACAAGACCCACAGUCUCCUCAACAUCGAGGUUGAAUUCGAGUACCCCUUCAGGCUGCACCAAGUGUACUUUGAUGCACCCGACUGUAGAGGGGGCACUUCCAAAGUCUUCCUACUGGGAGACUACUCCUCAUCAGCGGAAUUCUUUGUCACCGUGGCAGUCUUUGCCUUCCUCUACUCCAUGGGGGCUCUGGCCACCUACAUCUUUCUGCAGAACAAGUACCGAGAAAACAACAAAGGGCCCAUGCUGGACUUCCUCGCCACGGCUGUGUUUGCUUUCAUGUGGCUGGUUAGCUCAUCAGCAUGGGCCAAGGGCCUGUCGGAUGUGAAGAUGGCCACAGACCCAGAGACCAUUAUCAAGGAGAUUCCUAGCUGCCUCCAGAAGGAGAAUACAUGCAAGGAGAUAAGAGACCCUGUGACCUCUGGCCUCAACACCUCCGUGGUGUUCGGCUUCCUGAACCUGGUGCUCUGGGUCGGCAACCUGUGGUUCGUGUUCAAGGAGACAGGCUGGGCCGCCCCAUUCCUACGUGCACCUCCUGGCGCCCCCGAGAAGCAACCGGCGCCUGGGGACGCCUAUGGCGAGUCGGGCUAUGGGCAGGGCCCUGGUGGGUAUGGGCCCCAGGACUCCUACGGGCCCCAAGGAGGCUACCAGCCUGACUACGGGCAGCCAGCCGGCGGCGGUGGCGGUGGCUAUGGGCCUCAGGGCGACUACGGGCAGCAAGGCUAUGGCCCUCAAGGUGCGCCCACCUCCUUCUCCAAUCAGAUGUAGUCUGGUCAGUGGAACCCAGGAGGACCCCAUGGGUGGGCAAGAGCUCAGGAGAAGGCCUGCCCCCCUUCUCACCUCUAUACCCCAGGUCUCCACCUCUCAAGCCAGGAGACCCUUAACUGUCUUUGAUUUUAUAUAUAUAUAUAUAUAUAUAUAUAUAUAUAUAUAUAUAUAUAUAUAUAUAUACCCUGUCCCCACUCUACUCCACUCAUGCAUUAGGGGCUCAAUCUUUAAUGGGCCCCUCUCUUACCCCUAGCCCUUUCCCUGCAUCCCUUGGCCCCUCUCUGUUCCCUGGCCCUGUACCCUGAAGUUGGAGAGGACUCUGAAAGAGGGACAGGGAGGAGACAGACCUUGGCUAUGUGGGGAGGGUAGGCUUGACUUCAGUCUCUCUCCCCUCUCUCCCAUCCUUCCUCCCAACUCUGGCCUUGAUUUCUUCAGCAAUGUUUGAACAAGGACCAUUACAGAAAAUUCAACCCUAAGUAGGGUGGGAGGGGGGAGAAAGGCAGAGAUUGGAGAGGUUGGGACCCAAGAUGGUCUUGGAGAGGAGCUCUGGGGUGGAGGGGACUAAUAAGCAGGAAGUUUGGUUCCAGACAUACUGGAAGUAUAAUCUAAAGGAGAAGGAGAGGGGUGCCCUACAGCAUUCUGGAGGGGAGCUUGGAAGGAGGCUGAGGGUGAGAUUCUAGAAAGAUCAGACCUUUGAGUGAGGCAGCAGGUGGGCCCCAAAGUGAUCAAGGCUUGUAGUAGGACUUGGUUCUAUGGAAGGGAUGUGACUUGGGGGCCUGGGGACAGGGUUUGGAAAAACACUGAGAGUUCUAGAGGGGUGGGGCUUGAACCAGGCGGUAGGUGAAGCUCCAGAGUGGGCAGGUCUUGGAUUGGGACCAGAGUCUAUGGGAGGGGUGUUGCUUGGAACAUUUGGGAGAUUGAGUUUGACUCUAAAUCGGACAGGCAGGAAGGGUGAUUAAGUAAUGGACUGCUGUUGGAGUGAGAACUUGGUCAGGAUUCUAGGUGGGGCGGGGCUUAGAGUGGAAUAUGCCUGGUGGUUUCCGAAGGGACAGCCUGACCAACCACUCCGCAAUGGAGCAAUGACAAGAAUAUGUUUUAAAGUGGGCAGGUUUGACAGUGGCUAGGGAUUGCUGGAUGGGUUUUGUAAGUGGUGGGGAGAAUAUCCCUGGCCAAGACAAGGGACUGAGGGGGCCUGUGGAGACCUGAGAGGUAUGGCAUGGAGGGUAAAGGGUGGGAUCCAGAGAGAAGCAACCACAUAUAUCCUUGCCCACCUCCACCACAGGACUGCUAGGUAAUCAGAGAACAGAGCCAAUGGGCCUGUGGGGCCAGUCCACCCCUCUCCCCUCUUCUCCUGCCUCCUCCCUCCCUCCACAUCCCACCUGUACCGGGGUGGUUGGAGGCCCGGUCUGGAGCCCCUCUCCUACACCUUCUGCUGUGUCUGUGAUGUCGGUAGUGCCUGUGACUGUGUGUUGCCAUUUUGUCUGGCUGUGGCCCUUCCCCCUCCCCUCCAGACCCCCACCUUUUCCCUUGCCUUUCGGUAUUGUUUGAAGACUCCCUCCCAAAAGAAGAACAAAUAUGAUUAAUUAUCCUCCUCUAAAUAAACUCCUCAACCAACUAG
Molecule: messenger RNA, 2635 nt
Organism: Phyllostomus hastatus (greater spear-nosed bat)
Lineage: Eukaryota; Metazoa; Chordata; Mammalia; Chiroptera; Phyllostomidae
Gene: SYP
Product: synaptophysin
Exons: 7
Coding region: 76-1017 (313 amino acids)
Cellular component (GO): synaptic vesicle membrane; presynaptic active zone; synaptic vesicle
Source: RefSeq, a predicted model, not a curated record